Bombus impatiens (common eastern bumble bee) is the source of this 746-nucleotide messenger RNA. RefSeq names its product ARL14 effector protein. The transcript is spliced from 4 exons. The record is from RefSeq and is a predicted model, not a curated record. NCBI's taxonomy places the organism in Eukaryota, Metazoa, Arthropoda, Insecta, Hymenoptera, Apidae. The coding region runs from base 112 to 534 and encodes 140 amino acids. Gene Ontology annotation, cellular component: intracellular membrane-bounded organelle.
ACAGAGGGAAAGCAUGUUUUCAGAAACAUAAUCUAUAUGGUAGAGGUUAUGUAGAACAAAACUUACUAAGUAUUGCUUCAAAUAUAUUUUAUUGAAAUUCAAAUCUGAGAUAUGGAUUCAGGAAACUCGAAUUCUAGUGAAACACCCUCGCACCCGCUGGUAGAAUCUACUCCACCUACUCAACGAAGAACUCGAGGAUCACGUCAGAAAGCAGUAGACAGCGUGACGAAAAAGUUCCUGCGAAAUUUCGAUCCAGAACACAGUGAAAGGGAGAAACGUAAGCUUCAUAGACGACUAUACCAAGGCAACAAAAGACACGCUUUGUACAACGAAAAUGGCAUAUAUAUCCGAACAGGAGACGAUUUAUGUGACUGUUUAAAUUUGAAUUGUGCAGGAUGUCAUCUUCCUUGCGUCAAAUGUUCUUCGCCAAAGUGUAGCCACGAAUGCAGGAAUAAUCGCAAGUGGAUGUACGAGUCAAUAGAAAACGAAGGCAGCGAUAUCAUCAUAAAAAAUCCUUUAUUAAAAGAAUCUUGAAAUUUCAAGUCUUUUAAUCUACGAUAUGAUUGUACUGUAUUUAUAAAAACUCUAUGGCUGUGCUGGGAAAGGGAGGGACAGGGAAAGGGAGGAACUUCACCAAGUUUUUCAUCGAAUUUUAAACUGUGUAUUACUUUCUUUUACUAAUAUUAUAUAAGUUAUAUGUAUUAGAAUUAGAAUAAUCAUAACAUAAAAACUGAUAUACAAGUGUA